GAGGAAAGUAUGACGAAAACCGCGUUGAUGACAUACAAAGCAGCCUUUGUUUGAGUGAGUAAUCCCUGACAUGAAUUGGUCAUUUUGUGUACGAGGAGCGAUGUGUUUGCAUGUGCUCAGACAAACUUCAUGUUAUAACGAUUUCUGCUCUGAAAUGAAGUUCUCGCCACCUCGCUUUGCACUUUGUUUUACUUUUAUGAUACCUUCCGUAUUUUUUUUUUAGCCGCCGGUGGUUUUCAUAUAGCGACUGUCACAUUCACACAGCUCAGCCUAGCUGCGCCAGCGCCAGUGCAAUGCCAGUUGCCAUUUGAAGUUGACUUCUUCAAGUUCUUGUGAAGAAGUUGUGGAGUGACUGUUGGAAUUUUGUUGGAAUACAAUACCGAACUUCGAAUAAUUGAGGAAGUUAUUGGUCUGUUUGGUCCAAACUUUGGAUGUGACAGUCACUGAUCGUGUGGCAGUUUUCAACUUGAGACUGAGGGGAAUUUAAAUUAGGCUCGAUAAAAAUAUAUUCCCAGAUUGCUUUUCAUUAAAUAAAUUGCAGGAUUGUUUUAUAGAAUAAUGCCAAAUUUUGCAAAGUUGGGCAGCGGGAUCAAGUCGAAGGGCAAGGUGAAAAUCCUGUCUCUACGACUAAAGAUGGGUGGAACAGUAAGCAAGUCAAUAAACGGUGAUAAACCGGACGAAGAUGACCAGUACCACACUCCAAUUGCUAACCGACGAGUCAAAACACUGAUUGAUCCUCGAUCUCCGUCCGAAGAAGUCCAGCGUACUCCCAUGCAGAGGACGGUCAAUGAUGACUCCGAGUUUCAUGAUCCGCGUUCACCAACGGUUGCUAGGACUCCUGUUCCCGAUGAUUCUGACCCAAGGUCGCCCUCUGCAGGGAGAGAACCAGGGCCUUUUGUCUUUCCAGUCGCUUCCACAGAUCCGAGAUCUCCGACGAGAACAGUUGCUAGGACACCAAUUGCCAAAGAUGCUCCUCUAGGAUCAAGCAUGGAAACAGUCACUGUCCAUCAAGCCGAUACCAAGGAAGAACCUUGUGAAAAUACCACCAGCAAUAAUAACCAAGACAAUGAUACAAUCACAAAAUCCUCUUCUGAUCUAGAAGACCCGGAACCUGGGGUUUUCCAGAUUGAUUCUGAAAAGGAUCACCUAGUGGUCGAUGAUGAUGAUGAUGAUGGUCCUAGCUCGGAGGAACAGGAGACACUAAAAACUGAACUUGUGAAGUCAGACACCCCUGAAUAUGAAAUGGAACUGUCUAAUAUGAUGGAAAAGCAGACAUUGGCCAAUGAGGAGACUGAAGAACAGGACCAAGCCACUUUGGUUCUCUCCGACAGGGAGUUGAUCUUCCUAGCCGAGUCACCGCUAUCAUCUUCCAAAGUCAAGAAACACAGCAUCCGUCGUUCCCUCAAGGACAAGUUCAUCUCCACCAGCAGCCAGCGAUCGCCCCUCUCUACCAGGAAUCUUCUUGAAGACUCCCCCAACCCAGCCCAUCGGCCAGCCCUCCGCCAACAGGGGGGCUCAACCCAUAAAGUGGGUGUGGCAUACCAGAAAGCAGGAACGAGGCGGAGGCUGACCGAGGGGAAUCAGUACGCUGUCCAGAGUGUGGGCAGCAGGUACCAGCCAGUUCCUGAUAAAGAGAACAUUUGAGAGACUUUACUUUUGUGCACUCCACUUUUAUCAUCUUCGUUCAGAAUCAGGUCAGUGUUUAAAGAGGAAUCCAAACUGGUUUAUAAUCAGUACACCUUAAGUUUGGAAAACCUAGUGGAAUUGUCAUUAAUUCAUGUCAGCAGAUUGUAUGCUACACUGUACAUGUUCCUAUUAUCCAUAACACUUGGUUGGAUGUCUUAUCAUUUACCAGCAAUUGAGCCGAGCAUCUACAUGGAGUUUUUCUCUUUUUUUUUUUCAAAGAUGCACAUUUGACAUUCGAUGAUGUCUUAGCCACCAAGUACAUGUAUGAGUUGUACAGCCAUAUGCGUAGUUGAUUAAUUUUCCAUUUUACUGAGUGCCUGCAAAUUCAUGUUUCUACAAAGUUUUAAUCCUGGAAGUUUCUUUGUGAUGUUGUACUUUGACUUCCCGAUCUCAAAUAUAAAGAAGCUACAUGUAUUGUUAAUAUGUAAAGCCUGUUUGUGCUUUGAAUUAUCCUCAACACUUACACACACAGUAGUUAUCUCUUUUGUCAUUUUCUUUAGUUUGUCAUCAAUGAAGAAUUUUAAGUACAGACACAUACAAUACAUGUGGUUAAAUUUAGGUACUUAGUUUCCUUUUUGAAUAAUGAGAGAUAUUAGCCGAUCACCCAAGUCAGUCAUCUAAAUUUUUGCACUAUUUUAUAGCAUUCUUUUGAAAAACCUCAAAUAUGAGGGAUAAAUAUAGAUGUGUUUUUUCUCAAUGUAUCAUACUGUACACACACCAUGAAUCACAGGAGUAGCAUUUAAAUGUGGUUAUAGAAUCUAUUUAUCUUGCACUAGUCAUGAGUGCACAGAGGCGGAAUAUAAUUGAAGGUUUUCAAAGUGACUCACUUGAACCCAGACAAUAAUGGUACAUUUCAUUCCGUGUCUUUUUAUGGAAAAAAAUAUGGAUUCCAUGUUGUUUCUUACAGUCUCCAUAUAAUUUAUCUGUAUGAUGCAUGUACAUGUAUGUAUCAAAUGUAUGUGUUUCUAAAAAUAAAAUCUAAAGUUUCUUUGAAAAUUAUAGGCUGUUGACUUGAUCAAUAAACUGAUUUUUCCAUCAGUCUUCAUGUUGUUAUUGUACACCCUUUUCACAGCUGCAUUUACAAUGUACUAUUAUUAGAUAUAUAACAAAUAUUUUAUUAUACCUCUAAUUUAGUGUGACAAAUUGACUUGUUAUAAAGUAUUUUGCUACUUUAUGUAUAAUGUAGAGUAGACUAGUACUGUAUGUAGCUGUGCACACAGGACUUAUAUCCUUUACAUACCGUCAUAAAAUUGACCUGUCAUAAAACAUGCUUGAGGCAAAACAAAAUUAAUUCCUAGUCCUACUGUAGUGUUGUACAGAGUAGUUUUUCAUUUCCUUGACUUCCUUUCUUCUCUUCCAUUCUCAAUUUCAUAUACCAUUGUUUUGCAGUUUUUGCUUUGAACAUAUGCCUUUCAAACAAAAUAUCUAUAAGGAGGUGAUCUACAUUUCAAACAAAGGCGAAUUAUACCCUGUUCGCAUUAUGCUUUCUUAAACUAUACUGGAAAGCUGUUCAGGAAACCAGUUUGGAAGAUCGCUUUGCUAGCUUUCCCAUUUGAUUACGCGAAAGUGGUUUUCAAAAUCACUUUGAAAAGCGAUCUUGCUGCUAUGGGAAUGCUCUCAGUGGGGUGACACGUUUCGCCUGAAAUUCGAAACCGCAUCAUACUUAUUCUACACACAGUGUGUAGAGUAGCACGCUCAAAAUGUGCGAAGAUCGCUUCCCGAAGAACGUUUGUGUCCUCACGCUAAAACCAGUUUAACGAGGCAAAGCGAUCUUGAAAACUAUAUUGCCAGGUGGUUUCAUGAGCCGGUUUGGAAGAUUGCUUUGACCGUUCUCAUUACACUUUAAACUAGUGUCCACUAUAUCUAAACUACAUGUAGUUUCCAGUAUUAAAACUAGUUUUAGGAAGGUAUUGAGAACGGUGUCUUAUUCAGGAAAUGAAGAUAUGGUGGAAGGUAGUUGUUAUUGUUGUGGGGGAAGUGUGCACUGUGACAAACUUGUGUCUUGUGUAGUCUGCAUUAGUCUGCAGGCACAGACCUUUGACUUUCGCAUUGUGCAUAAUGCAGAGUCUGAAGUAAUGAGACUACAUGUAGGUUCUCUCAUGUACUGUACUCAGGCUGACUUCAACAGAGAGUUUGGAGUCUAGUCUUUAGUCUAGGCAUGGUAUAUUAAUGUGCUAAAGUGUCAAAUUUGAGUCUGUGCUUGCAGACUUCUUGUCUUGUGCACUAAAUUGCUACAUGUACAGCAUGCUCUAAUUAUUAAAGAGAAGAAGCUUUUAUACAUGUAGUUCCUACAUGUAGACUUCCGUGUACUGUACAAGAAACUUCUCUUUUUUGUAAGUUUUCUGAAAAUGCAAUAUGUUGAAAUUCCAAGUUUAUCAUGCCAUGCUGCUUCCUCUCUCUGUCUCAAAGUCAACCCACUCAUUUUGAUAUCGAUAUCAUUUUUAAUUUUUAUACAUGUCUUGUAUUGAGUUCUAGAAAAUACUCAGGAAAAUCUGGUCAGAGGAAAUGACUUUCAAAUGGACAAACUUUAUGUACAUGUAGAGACAGGGUGACUUGGUGUCUUUUUUGGGGGGGGGAGGGGUGUUCAAUUCAAGAAUGAAUGGUUGCCAUGCUGAAUGUGGCAUUUUGGUCAUUUUUUUUUUGUUUCAUGAUUUUUAGAAGUACAGUAUUAAAAGUUCUGAUAUUUGUAUAAAAAAAAUAAAAAUGUUACUUUUCUUUAAAAAAAUGAUAAUUGAAAUACAGUAGAUUCAAUACAGUAAAGAGAUUGAGAUUCCAACUCUCAAAUAUAUACAAAGUACCUUCUCUAGAUAGUUGUAGCCUACCUACUGAAUUAUAAAAGAGAUUUCUGCUCUAAUGAACUGCUGAUAACAAGAUCCCAAGGUCCUUGUUAUACACAGUUGAUAACAUGGUACUUAAAAAAUAGAAAAUUGAUUGAAUAGGAUUUAUUCAUGCCUUUUGUUAUUCUGUACUGCACAUCAUCUGGAUUCUAGAAAGUGCUCCAUGCUUCCAUUCCAUUAGCAGUUACCCUUCAUUUAUCCACAUGUACGUCAUAAGUGAAGCUGCAGCAUUUUAACGACUUUGUUUAUCCCUUUGUUGAUGACUUCUUUUUUAUCAGGAUGGGUCCUGAUUGCUUUAUCAUGCACAUAUGUAUACAUGUACAUGUAAAAUGUUGUUUUACUUUAAUAUUUGUUGGUUAUUUGUAGUCAUUAAGAGUCAUGGAUUUAUGUUAAAGGUCAAGUUCACCCCUGAAAAUUGUUGAUUUGAAUUUAAGGAGAAAAACAAGCAUAAAAACGCUGAAAAUUUCAUUGAAAUCGGAUGUAAAAUAAGAAAUUCAUGACAUUUUAAAGUUGCGCUUUUUUUUCAAAAACAGUUUUAUGUACAACUAGUGAUAUGCAAAUGAGAGAGUCGAUGAUAUAUCCCUCACUCACAAUUUCUUUUGUUUUUUUAUUGUUUGAAUUAGACAGUAUUUCAGUUUUUACAAAUUUGGCAAAAAUGACCAUCUUAAAGUGUUUAAACAAUGGUAAUUACACAUGUUCAGUUCAAUUACCAUGGUAACAGUGCUUCUCAGCCAAUCAAAAUCAAGGAAAAGUUAUCAGAUUUGACAACUUGUUGGACAACAAUGUUGAUGAAAUAAGACUCCCAAGUGUACAGUAUUUUGAAUAUCCCUUUAAUUAGCAAAUUAUUGUGUGAUUCCCUUGACUGUAAUCUGUUUUUAUUGUAAUUUGUCUCAUUUGUAAUAACUACCAAGGCCAGCUGAGCUGAUGUUUUUCCUUGCCUUGUUUGUACACAUGUCUGAUGCUUGAUGCUGCAUUUAUGCUUUGAAGUUGAGAGUAUGUACAAAUGGAUUACAACAUGACACUGGCUGCACAUUCAAAGUAUUUUGAUAUCGCACUGCACUUUGCUUUAGUGUACAUACAGUGGAACUGUGGUGAACUGUGAUGUUACUGAUUGAAAAAAUUGGUAUAACACCAAGACCGUGUCAACACCAAACUUGAUAUCACCUGCUGCAUAACUUGGGGGCUCUUUCACAAAACAGUCACAAGUUUGCAUUUUUUUUUCACCUUAUGACCACCCUGUAAAAACACCUGAGGUCUCAGGUUGUCAAUUAGGAAGUAUACUUUUCUUUCUAUUCUCUAUCCAUGUUCUUUGCUUUAUGUGCUGCUUGAAGCUUUGAAUAAAACUCUAGAUGUAAGUGACAAUGAACUGCAAUCGCAUACCACAAAUUUCCGAUGGGUGCUAAAUGUCAAAGCAAACAUAUGUAUGCUCCCCUCUAACUGCUCACUUGCUCAAUAACUCUUGUGUGGUUUGUUUUUUGUUUGUCAUUUUCAUUCACAUGUUAUGUAGGCUCCAUUUCUUGUUCAGUAUGUGAUUCAUGAUUGAAAUAUAUGUCUAACGUGCUUGCUGAUCGCAUUUGAUGUCUCGGUAUGAUGUCACUUCUCUUUCUUUUUUUUCUUUUUUCAAAUUACGACUCCACCCUUUUCCCCUUGUAUAUGAAGCAAUUUUUGUGUACUAUGUUUUAUCUUUGUAUAUAUUGUACCAGUAUUAGCGUUUAUUUGGGUGAAAACUGAAAGUCCUGCUUGAAAGUAAGGAAAGCAUGUUACAUUUUGCAACUGAGAAACUUGAAAGUGUAUUUUUAUCUGGGUUUGUUUUUUAGUUUGUUCUCUUUUCCCUGAGAACUUUAUUUGACAACACAUGAUACGAUUACCGAAAGAGGCAUGGGAAGUUUAUGACACAUUUUCCAAAUUUGGAAUUAGUGUAUGUGGGGUAAGAAAGAUAUAAUAUUCCUCAUAAAUCAUAACCCACCUUGUCAUAAACAAUAGUUUCGAUAAGUAUAAUCAUGGAGAUAAUCUGUUUGUACAUGUAUCUCCAUUAUAAUUGUGUUUGUGAUUGGGAGGCAUCAAAAGUGCAUCGCAGAAAAUCAGAAAUGCAUUUUUUUUCCUUUCCAGUUUCCUGUACUCUACUAUGUAAUUAGUGUUGUGUGAGAUAAGAAGGAUGAAACAUGUUUCCCAAUCUAACUUUGUCGUAAACAAGAUCUUUGAUAAUAUUACAUGUACCUGUGUGUGCUUGUUAUUACAUGUACAAGGCUGUAUGGGCGUGUCAGGCCACAGAUGUUCCUCUCCUUCAUCUAUGUCAAGAUCCUUAAUUUGGCAGAGGAUGUUGAUGAUCUAGAUUUUUUCAACCAUUCACAAUAUGUUUUGUCAAUACGAAGUGUUGUAAUAUAUGAAUUUCAUCAAGUUUGUUGUUGUUAUUUUUUUAACUAAGUGUUCAUAAUACCCUGUAUGAUCCAAAAUGAUUUAAAAUCCUUUAUUUUUAAGGGGGUGUCUGUUUCCGUCCUAUUUCCUUACAGGUAAAACUUUGUAUGACUUUGUUUUGAUGUCUCCAUUUUGAUUUCAUGACAUUUGCUCCGGCGACAAUUGCUCUGAUGGAAAAUCUGCAUGUUAAAGCCAAACAUAAAACCUAACCUCAAAAACUAAAUCAACCCUAAUCCUUAUCUUUACAUUAUUCUGUUCCAAAAACUCUAUUGCAUUAACCCUAUGUCCUCUGAGAUAUUAACACCGGAGUAAAUAUCGCAGGAGCAUAUGUCGUGUCACAUCCAUUUUGUGUAUAGAAAAAUUGUCCAUAAAGAAAGGUAGAUAUUAAAGAAGAUAUGAUACGGAAAGGAAAUGUACAUAAAUGUAACUUGAUUUUACCAGUACAUACUUGUAUGAUCCCAUAAUAAUUUCCUUGGAUAUCUCUGAAUUGAUAAAAAGGCAACAAUUUUUACAAAGAUUCUGCUGAUAGUGACACCACAUAAUAGCUAUCAAUCAACCGAAAUAAGGUGUUACACCAGUAUUUAAAAGUAGCUUUCAACAGCUAUUUAGAUUUUGGCAUUAUAACAAGUUUUCUGAAAUGGUACAUGUAUGUUGAUUGUUAACUCGACUUGUACGUCCAGCGUCAUCUGUAAAUGAACAUUGUGCCUUGAUAAUGUUAUAUCCGAUUGUACAGUUAUAUAAAUCAAUAAUAAAAUUUUUUAUAUAAUGUAUAUGGUCAUGGUGAUAUUAUGUUUGUAGAUUGAGUUUGUAUAGUACAUACCAAAUAUGUUUAUUUGGCACAAAUCAUUAAAACAAUAAAUAUGAUAUUCCA
This is a messenger RNA of Lytechinus pictus (painted urchin), 7809 nucleotides long. RefSeq lists its product as uncharacterized. The coding region runs from base 559 to 1644 and encodes 361 amino acids. The record is from RefSeq and is a predicted model, not a curated record. NCBI's taxonomy places the organism in Eukaryota, Metazoa, Echinodermata, Echinoidea, Temnopleuroida, Toxopneustidae. The transcript is spliced from 4 exons.